This is a messenger RNA of Batrachochytrium dendrobatidis JAM81, 810 nucleotides long. RefSeq lists its product as uncharacterized. The transcript is spliced from 6 exons. The record is from RefSeq and is a predicted model, not a curated record. Lineage: Eukaryota; Fungi; Chytridiomycota; Chytridiomycetes; Rhizophydiales. The coding region runs from base 1 to 810 and encodes 269 amino acids.
AUGAUCUUGAUUUUGAAUGGCUGUGCUUCCAAACCUGAUUUGACCAAGCAGCUUCCACUUUAUGCCAAAGAACAGUAUUCAUAUUUAAGAGAGCAAUAUGGAGCCAUUAUUCCAACUCUUAAUUCAUUUAGUGGAAAUCCGUUGCCCAUUUUACACGAAACCAAAGAUAUGGCAGAUUUCGAUAUUCGUCCUUCAUUGGAAAAACAUUGUGUGAGGUUUGAGACAACCCCAAAUAGAAAACUAGACAGUUGCAAAACCAUUGAAAUGAUGAACCGAGAUCUUAAACUGCUAGCUCAAAAAAACAUUCCACAGUCUGUGCUAUACGAGUUUUUAAGUCACGCAAUUUUUCAAGAUCAUGAUCAGUCUUUUUCCGACCUUUACUCGGGAAUUCCAGAGAGUAUUCUUGAAAACGCAUCUAGUCCUAGUAAAUCCAUCGACUAUUUUAAGCAAUUUAUUUGGCAAGUUCCAAUAGAAAUUCGGAAAAAAAAGAUUUGUAUGGAAACGAUGGGCGAGUUUCCAACAGAUUUGCAUGGACAGGUUCAACUAAAAAUUCCACUGAGCUUUCGUGUUUCUAAUAUUCUUGAUUUGGCAACACUCUCUAUCCAAAUUAUGCUGGGAGAUAUCGUUACUGUAUGCAACUCAUUCACUAGCCAUCCAGCGCGUUUUCUGCGUCCUUUGGAAUGGAUGGUGGAUAUGGAGAUACCCAUAAGCAUUGCUUAUGCGAAUGGACCAGUUUCCAUUACCAUUGCCUGCAAGGUCAGAGAAGUGACUUUGUAUAGUAUAGUAAAGCGCUUUGAGUUCAAGUCUUAG